Molecule: messenger RNA, 474 nt
Organism: Homarus americanus (American lobster)
Lineage: Eukaryota; Metazoa; Arthropoda; Malacostraca; Decapoda; Nephropidae
Product: neuferricin-like
Cellular component (GO): membrane; endomembrane system
Source: RefSeq, a predicted model, not a curated record
AUGUCCAUCGGCGGAGGGUCGGUCAUUGAGCCACAUGUAGCCCACCAGCAGGGACCCGAUGACAGGAGUCCACCCUCUACAGCCCAGAAGGGUGCAAUGGCCCUGCUGGAGACCCUGACUUCAGGGGGACCAUAUUUAGCUCUUCUUGGACGAGUGUACAAUGUUAAAGAGGGCAAGCAACAUUAUGGACCAGGAGGAGGAUAUGAAUUUUUAGUCAGUAGUGAUGGAAGUAGAGCAUUUGUCAGUGGAGAUUUUACGAGAGCAGGACUUAAUGAUGAUGUCUCUGGAUUGACAAGUGCUGACUAUAUUGGUCUUGUUGACUGGGUCAAGUUUUAUGAUAAGGAUUACAAAUAUGUGGCGAUGGAUUUCGAGUCUUACAGUCACAGAGAUAGUGAAGACAAGAAGAAAAAGAUGUUCCCACCAUGUAAUUCAGAGUGGAGUGCAGACUCUGGAUCAAGAGUUUUUGUGUACUAA